UAAAAGAACCUAGUGUUGGAAAUCCUGCACUAUAAAUACAGCACAACUUUUAUAUGGAACUUUAAUACAUACAAAAUCAUGUCCUUGAAAGAAAAUAUGGGUAGGAUGGAGGACAUGACGACUGUUCCUAGCCUUUCCAGUACAAAAAAACAAGCAAAACCCAAUUCUCCUGACUCUCCAAAAACUUCAAAAGCCAACCCCGUGAAUGGAAAACCAAGGAAAGAUCGUCAUUCCAAGGUGAAUGGCCGUGACCGCCGUAUCCGGCUGCCGGCUGUCUGUGCUGCCAGGAUCUUUCAGCUCACUCGCGAGCUUGGAAACAAGACUGACGGUGAAACGAUCGAGUGGCUUCUCCGCGUGGCUGAGCCUUCUGUCAUUGCAGCCACAGGCAAUGGUAUCAGUGCUGUGGCCACUAAUCCUACUGCUAAUCCUCCUGCUCCUGCUAACAUACCCUUCAUCAAUUCUUUCACUCCUGGCCUGCCAAUGAGUUCUUUUGAUUUUUCAGGUUCUCCUUUCAUGUAUCCUGGUGAAGGAAGAGAAGGGCUGAUGAUCAAGAGUUAUGAAUUUCCAAAACCUGAACAAGUUUUCGCAGUCAUUUUGCACGUACACUGGCAGCUACGUAACAAUGCUUGGGCUUAUUGCGAUGGCCGGGUUAAAAUCUCCGCAAGCAGGAGGUCGUGGUCGGUGGCAAAUGGGAGGCCGAUCCUGAGGAUAAGAACUUUGAGAUCCUUUAUCAAAUAAACUACAAUGUAUAUUACAUCAAAAUUAACUUUUAUAUUCCAUUUUAUGUCAAUUUAAUAAGAAAAUGUAACAGUAGUCUGACUCAUAUUUUUAUUUAUAAUGAAAAGUAAAAGAUUUUGAAUUUCA
This is a messenger RNA of Ricinus communis (castor bean), 864 nucleotides long. Its product is annotated as transcription factor TCP21-like. Bases 79 to 738 code for a protein of 219 amino acids. Gene Ontology annotation, molecular function: sequence-specific DNA binding; DNA-binding transcription factor activity. Lineage: Eukaryota; Viridiplantae; Streptophyta; Magnoliopsida; Malpighiales; Euphorbiaceae. Gene Ontology annotation, cellular component: nucleus. The transcript has 2 exons. The record is from RefSeq and is a predicted model, not a curated record.